AUGUCUGUGAUUCAAUUAGUUACAUCUGUUGAUCAAGCUGGGGCAGCUUUAACUAUGCUAACCACAACAAAAGACAAAUUUGAUCUCCUACUUAUUGCUAGUGACAUGAGUGAAGUGGAUGCCAUCACAUUCCUCCGAUUAACAAAGAACAUGGACAUACUAUCAAUGGGAGGAGCAGAUGAUAACUUCCUAUUGAAAGUGCUUGAAAAUGGUGGUUUUUGUGUAUUGAACACACCACUUACUGAUGAAGUUAUAAUGGACAUAAGACAGGAUGUUAUAAGAGCACGCUUUCAUAAGUUUAAAAUGACUGAUCAAUCUGAGAAUCAAAGAGAACAAGAAUGUGAAUCUGGCCAGAAGAGAAGACCAAGUGGUUGUGCAAAGAAGAAGAGGGUUCGUGUGGAAUGGACAGAAGAAAUUCAUUCGAGAUUCAUUAAAGCUAUUCAUGAACUUGGAGAAAAAAAAUGUCAUCCAAAGAACAUACUUGAACUUAUGGGAGUACCAGGACUUACCAGAUUACAAGUAGCAAGUCAUCUUCAGAAGUGUCGGCGUGAAGUAUCCAAGGUGCUACAUGGAACACCAAAUUCGUCAAGUAAAAAGAAGUUGUCGAGUAAUGUGUGUCAAAAAGAUGACUUGAGAAUGCUUGGCAAUAAUCCUAGUUUUGCUACACAUGUUGCAAAUGAAGAUCAAAUAGGUACCAUCAAUGAUGGUACAUUUCCAUUCAAUGAAGGAACAUCGUAUGUGAAUAAUCAAAUUAUCAAGGAUUUUCCCGCUAUGAAUGGUUAUGGAUUCGAAAACCAGGGAGUGGUGUAUUCUGUACCUCCCGAUUAUAAUCAUAAUAGCUUUCCACCAAAUCAGGAAAAUCAAGUGAUGCUUACCCAGGGAACUUCAGAGUUCACUCAAAAUAUCUAA
Messenger RNA from Helianthus annuus (common sunflower), 909 nucleotides. Its product is annotated as two-component response regulator ARR12-like. The coding region runs from base 1 to 909 and encodes 302 amino acids. The record is from RefSeq and is a predicted model, not a curated record. Gene Ontology annotation, molecular function: DNA binding; DNA-binding transcription factor activity. Gene Ontology annotation, biological process: regulation of DNA-templated transcription. Gene Ontology annotation, cellular component: nucleus. NCBI's taxonomy places the organism in Eukaryota, Viridiplantae, Streptophyta, Magnoliopsida, Asterales, Asteraceae. The transcript has 5 exons.